This is a messenger RNA of Anarrhichthys ocellatus (wolf-eel), 5356 nucleotides long. It is a transcript of the gene pcf11, whose product is annotated as PCF11 cleavage and polyadenylation factor subunit. Gene Ontology annotation, biological process: termination of RNA polymerase II transcription; mRNA 3'-end processing. Bases 132 to 4937 code for a protein of 1601 amino acids. The transcript is spliced from 18 exons. Gene Ontology annotation, molecular function: RNA polymerase II complex binding; mRNA binding. Lineage: Eukaryota; Metazoa; Chordata; Actinopteri; Perciformes; Anarhichadidae. Gene Ontology annotation, cellular component: cytoplasm; mRNA cleavage factor complex. The record is from RefSeq and is a predicted model, not a curated record.
UUGUCGUCGGAGGCUGAACUACUAACGACAAAGACGCGACGGCUCGACAUAAAAACCCACAAAACCGGCGCUUUUUUAUUUUAUUUUUUACAUCUAUCACCGAGUCAGAACAAAGUUAUCUCCAUGAGUUCAUGGACUGCCUGCUGCUGAUCAAUGGUGACGUUAGUAUCGAUAGAGCCGCUGUAGGUUUUCCCGGGUCACAAACAAAGAUGGCCGACAAAGCAGCUCGAGAAGACGCGUGCCGAGAGUACCAGUCGUCGCUGGAGGACCUGACGUUCAACAGCAAGCCGCACAUCAACAUGCUGACCAUCCUGGCCGAGGAAAACCUCAACUUCGCCAAGGAUAUCGUCGCUAUUAUUGAAGCGCAAAUAAGCAAGGCCCCAUCUGCAGAGAAGCUUCCAGUUUUGUACUUAGUGGAUUCCAUAGUGAAGAAUGUUGGAGGAGAGUACCUUGCAGUGUUUGCUAAAAACCUAAUCACUUCAUUUAUAUGUGUCUUUGAAAAGGUGGAUGAAAACACCAGAAAGAGUUUGUUCAAGCUGCGCUCGACGUGGGACGACGUGUUUCCUCUGAAGAAGCUGUACGCGCUGGACGUGCGGGUCAACUCCGUGGACCCGGCGUGGCCCAUCAAGCCGCUGCCGCCCACCGUCAACGCCAGCAUCCACGUCAACCCCAAGUUCUUAAAGCAGUCUGAAGAUGCUCCGUCUCCUCAGCCGGCUCCCACUCAGCCGACACCGACUCCGCCGCCUCCGGCGGCGGCGCCGGUACCGGCUCCCCAACCGGUACCGGUCUCUGCCGUCACCGCCGCCAGCCAGUUCAGCCUGACCCAGGAGCAGCUGAUCCGGCAGCAGCUGCUGGCCAAACAGAAGCAGCUGCUGGAGCUUCAGCACAAGAAGAUCGAGCUGGAGCUGGAGCAGACCAAAGCUCAGCUGGCCGGAGGGUUUGUGAUCCCGACAGCGACCUCGGCUUCGUCUCAGAACGCAGCGGCGAAGACCGCCGGCCAAACUGCCCCUGCGGUCCGACCGUGGAUCCCUCCUCCGACUCAGACGGACGCCAAGCCGCCCACCAGAGACCCCCGGCUGAACCGCACCGGCCCCCUGUCUGCCCCCCAUCCCAAAGAACAGCACGCUGUGAAAAAAGACAGCCACUCCGUGACAGGAAGUCCGGCCCUGACGCCCGAGAAGCCCACCCGUCCGGACAAAGUCAAAACCCCGAGAAAAGAAGCGUUGGAGGAGAAGCAGAAGUCCAAAUCUCCGUCUCCGAUGGCCAAAGUCCUCCAGAGUAAAAACAAGGUGGAGCCUGAGAUCCAGAAGUCGGCGGACGGCACCAAGAAAGACCCGCGGCUGAAGAAACGCCCGCAGGACAAGAGCGGCGAGACCAAAGACGAGGAGUUGAAGGAGAAGAAGCGCUGCCCCGACAAGAAGGAGCGAGAGGAGGCGCCUCGGGGAGUCGACCCCCAGAGGUUCAACAAGGGGAAGCUGGUCAACGGCUCGGUGGGCAAACACGACCGCGUCGAGUCCACGGAGAAGAUCGAGUUCAAGGCCGGAGGCAACGCCCGCACGCACGCCAGGAAACGCACCCGCUCACGGUCCAGGUCCCGCUCGCCUGCCGGCGCCUCCUCCUCCUCCUCCCCGAAGAGGAAGGACAGGCGGUCAGUCCGGAGCAGCUCCAUGUCGCCGUCGCCGUCUCACAAACCCGGCAAACCCAGGAGGGUCGGACCAGAUCACAUCAAGCCGGGCCGAGGGGACAGGCCCGCCGCGCCCAAGAAGAACCAGCCGGACAGUAGGAGGUCCAAGAGGCCCGCGGAGGACCGGCACUCCGAGUCCAGAGACUCUCACUCACCGAGGAGCCACGACGGAGGAGGCAAGGAGGCCAAGGAGGCUCCUCACCGCUGGAGGAGCGGCUGGGAGGAGAACAAACAUCCGAAGCUUCCUGAAGACUCUCACGUGAAGCCGGGUCCCCAGAGACACAAACAGUACGGGACCCGGCCCACCACCCCCCGGACCCCGAAGCACCGCCUCAGCGUGGACGCCAACCUGCAGAUACCCGAAGUCCUCAACUCGGCCUCCAAGAAGGACCUGCUGCGGAGGGCCAGUAAGCGUCUGGAGAGCGGUGAGAUCUCCCAGGAGGACUUCCUGAACAUGGCCCACCAGAUCAAACACUUCUUCCAGUACCAGGAGGAGAAGCAGCAGCGCUCCGACGGCUGGGACGUCGACGCCGUCGUCGCAGGCGACUUCCCCGCCAAGAAGCUGCUGAGCUCGCCUCCCUCCGCCUCCGUGCCGCCGCGGCCCCGAGACAACAUGGACGCCGCGGAGUUGUCUUACUACGAGCACAAGUCCAAGCUGAGGAAGACGCAGGUCACCCACCGAGCUGCCGGGGAGGAGUGGGAGGGCGAGGAGAGUCCGGAGGACGAGGAGGAGGCGGGGUCUGGAGCAAAGACCGGCGUGAGCGGACGAAGCGCCGGUCACCUGAAAUACAGCCGGGCGCCACGGGAACGGCAAGGUGAGAGGAGGAGCAAAGAGCAGGAGGAGCCGCGGCUGAUCGAGGAGUACAACCACGGGAAAGAGUUCCCGACUCUGAAGUCUCUACCGGGCCUUCGCUUCAGGAGGAGAGCCGAGCCCAGAGAGCCCAAGAGGUCAGAGGUCAGGUUCUGGAGCAGCGUGGUGUCAGGGUCUCGAUCACUUCAGCGGGGUGAGAGAGAGUGGAACUCUCCGCUGACGGAGCGGCCGCGCUUCGACGAGCGCGAGGAGCAGAAGAGCGGCUACGACGCUCCGCGGGGUUACGGCCCGCCCGCCGACUCCAGGCUCCCCGAUCCACGGAGGCCAGAGGGGCCCCCGCCCUCGGGCACCGUGGUCCUCAGGAACUGUCCGAGCCCGGUCGGCCCCGAGGCGGUGCUGGCGACCCCGAGGUUCGAGCGCGAGCUCCUUUCGCCGCUUCACCAAAAAGACCCGUCAGAGAUGAGCCCGAUCCCUCGCUUCGAGAGCCCCAACAGUGAGCACUCUGACGACGGGCCCCUCAAUCUGGACGUCCCCACUCCUCCCCCCAAAUCCAUCCUGAAGGCCCCGCCCCGCGUGGGACCGCUGUCUUCGGUCCGGCAGCACAGCGACUCCCCAGGACACACGCCUCCUCACGACGGAGGACACCCCACGCCACGGUACGACGGACCGGGACACAUGGGUCCCGCCAGACCGCACCCUCCAGGGUGGUAUGAGGGCCCCGGUCGCUACGAUGACUCAUCCCGGUUCGAGGGGCCUCACCACCAGGGUCCCGGCAGGUUCGAAGGCCCGCCUCACCACAACAUGCCGGAGAGGUUCGACGGACCCCACAUGUCUCACGGUUUGGGGCGGUACGACGGUCCACCUCGCCCUCAGGGCCCCGGGAGGUUUGACGGUCCUAUUGGUCAGCAGGGGCCCGGACCGGGUCACUUCGAGGGCCCUAUGCAGUGUUUUGACGCACCGCGGUGCUUCGAGAACAACAUGGCUCCCGGACCGAUGGGCUUCCAGCAGCAGCAGCAGCAGCGGCGUUUCGACGGCGCUCCAAACCAGAUGGGGCCGAUGAGGUUCGAGGCCCCCGGUCAGCCGGGACCCCGGUUUGACUUACCCAACGUGGCCCCCCAUCAGGGCGGACCCCCGCUCUACGAGUGCUCCCCUGGCCAGCAGGGGCCCCUGAGGUUCGCUCCCCAACACAACCUGCAGCCCCCCCCCAUGAGGCCCAUCUACGACAACCCCAUCCCCCCCCAGCAGAACUUCAGCAUGAACCCCCAGCGGUUCCCGGAGCCCAUGAACCCUCAGUUCCCCGCUGGGCCGAUGGCGUUCCCGGCUCAGCAGGCGGGAAACUUCAACAUGCAGCAGGCUCCGCCCUUCAAUCAGCCAGGCCCCGCCUCCUUCUACAACCCCGCCGCCCCCGCUGCCGUCGGCAUACAGCAGCCGGUGAACAUGUUGGGGAACCUCAACCAGUCCUUCCUGCCUCAGAACCCAGUGCCUUUCGGACAGCAGACUCCACAGGUCGCCCCCCCAGAGAACCACUUCGGUCAGGUUGACGUCAACGACCUGCUGUCCAAACUCAUCUCCAACGGCAUCAUCAAGCCCUCGCAGCCCGACGCCGCACCGACCGCCAGCGCCGAACCCACCACCACGCCUGUGGUAGCUCCGCCCCGGGUGGUGGUGGAGGAGGAGGAAGAGGAGGUGGAGGAAGAGGAGGAAGACAACAUCCCCGACCUCACCAGCUUCAACGUCGACGACUUGAAACAGCGCUUGGAGAGCGUGGUGACCAAGCUGUACUCGGGGAACCAGUGCUGCCUGUGCAGCAUGAGGUUCACCACGGCUCAGACCGACCUGUACGCAGACCACCUGGACUGGCACUUCAGGCAGAACCACGCCGGCAAAGUGGCCAGCAAGAAGAUCACGCACCGCCGCUGGUACUACGGCCUCCGGGACUGGGUCGAGUUCGAGGAGAUCGCCGACCUGGAGGAGCGAGCCAAGAGUCACUUCUUUGAGAAGGAGAACGAGGAGGAGGUCCAGAAGAGCCAGCAGGCCGCCAAGGAGAAGGAGUUCCAGAGCGUGAAGGCCACCAAGGACCAAGUGGGAGAGUUGUGUGAAAUCUGUCAGGAGCCGUUUGAGACGUACUGGGUGGAGGAGGAGGAGGACUGGUUCCUGAAGGACGCCCUCAGGGUGGACGACAAGAACUUCCACCCCGCCUGUUUUGAAGAUUAUAAAAAUACGUCGUCAUAUCUCGACGUCACGCCGUCGCCCAGCAAGGUGCUGACCGACCACCCGCUGAGCGCCUUCAUUAAGAGAGAAGAAGAAGAGGAGGAGGAGAUCACUUCCUGUGCUGUGGCUGCUGCUGCUGCCACCUCAGUCAAACAGGAAGUAGAGUCUGAGGCGAGCGAGCUCCCUGCUGUGAAGAAAGAGGUUUUAACAGACGAUCAGAGUAAAGCGUAACCGUGUUCGGUGUUUUUAUCGUUCCUCCUCAACGACAUAAACUUCAAUACAUUUUUGUAUUUGGAUUCUGCGCGACCAUUUGUGGUCUCUUCCUGUUUCUCUGUGAAUUGAAACUGUUUAUUGAAAAAGAAGAAGAAAUGUUUUGUUUCCUUUUUUUCUUUUCUGUGAGAUCAAAGAUGUAAAUGAUUUAAUUUAUAAAUUAAAGUAUUUUUUGGUAUCUCUGGUGUAACAGUGAUUUGAAUCGCCUGUCUGUAAAUAUUGAUCGAUCGGGUUAAAUGGCGGGUAGCUGCGUUUAAAGGUAAGCGUCUUCUGAUUGGACGACAGGAGGCUCCGCCUCCUCUUCAGGAAUCGUUCUUCGGAGGAUCGAAGUCUUUUUGUUUUUGUUUUUCUUUGGUCUUCAAUAAAAGAGUCUGAAACUU